Molecule: messenger RNA, 825 nt
Organism: Paramecium tetraurelia
Lineage: Eukaryota; Ciliophora; Oligohymenophorea; Peniculida; Parameciidae
Exons: 4
Biological process (GO): CUT catabolic process; nuclear polyadenylation-dependent rRNA catabolic process; U4 snRNA 3'-end processing
Cellular component (GO): cytoplasmic exosome (RNase complex); nuclear exosome (RNase complex)
Molecular function (GO): RNA binding
Source: RefSeq, a predicted model, not a curated record
AUGUAAAUAGAGGAAAAUUUGCAUCACGAUAAGAAAGAAGUUUUUCUACCAGGAGAUUUGUUAUCUGAUGAAACAGGAUUUAUUAGUGGAACCAAUACUUAUGAAGAGCAAGGGAAAAUAUUCUCCAGCACCACAGGAACUAUUAAUCAGACAAAUAAAUUGAUUAUGAUAAAACCAAUUAAAUGCAGUUAUUAACCAUAAAUUGGAGAAAUAGUAAUAGGCUAAAUUGUGUAGAUUAGGGAUAAAAAGUGGAUUGUAAAUAUUGGGUCAAGUUCAGAAGCUACUCUUCACUUGAAUUCGACUUAUUUGCCUGAACAAAGACAAAAAACAGAGGACGAUGAAAUGAAUAUGCGAUAAAUAUUUGCUGAGAACGAUCUAAUUUGUGCAGAAGUUCAUUCUGUCAAUAACGAUAAAUCUGUUAAUCUUCAUACGAGAGGACUUAAAUAUGGUAAAAUUGAAGAUGGAUUACUCAUUAAAGUCAAUCACUACUUGAUUGUGAAAUAAAAAAGGCAUUUUAUUAAACUCAAUAAUAAUGUCAAUAUGAUAUUGGGUCAUAAUGGAUAGAUAUUCUUAAGCAAUUAGGACAGGACCACAAAUAAUUAGAAAGUAAUCUAUUGCUAAAAUUACACUGUUUAAUAAAGAGUUGAUAUCGCAAACACAGGAAAGGCGAUUAAAUUCUUAUAACAAAAUCAAUAUAAAAUCUCACAAAUCAGCAUAGAAAAGGUUUUAAAUUAUAUUUCAGAGAAAAAGCCAUAAAAUGAUUGGAUAAUAUUAAUUGAGUAAUUCUUUUUAGAAUAAAAGACAAAAUAAUAAUAAGAUUAAUGA